This is a messenger RNA of Actinia tenebrosa (Australian red waratah sea anemone), 1518 nucleotides long. RefSeq lists its product as uncharacterized. Gene Ontology annotation, molecular function: growth factor activity. Lineage: Eukaryota; Metazoa; Cnidaria; Anthozoa; Actiniaria; Actiniidae. Gene Ontology annotation, cellular component: membrane. The record is from RefSeq and is a predicted model, not a curated record.
ACACGAUCCAGCAGUUCAGGACAACUAUAAAGCGUGUCAUGCUUGAUGGUAACUAAACUACCGAGUCUCGAUCGAAUUAUUUGACAUAUACAAAACUUGUUAUCAGCUUGGGUAUUAAGCCAAGACAAAGCAAAAGUUAUUAAUAGGAAGCAAUAUCGUCCAGAGGUACUAGAAAAGUCGGUUCUAUUGGUGUUGAUAUCCUGACUUUAUUUACUGAGUUGGAACCCUUGUACCAUAUCAAAUCGCAUUAGUCUGUAUUUCUACAGUGUUCUAGAAGGGAAUAUAGUUGGUUCUUCCUUAAAGGAAACAAUUUCUUGUCUAAAUAUGAAAUACCAUUUGGUCUUGCUGCUCUUGGUUCCCCUCUUUUGUGGAUCAGAUGCUGUUGUCGACGCACAAUUCUGUAACCCACACCCAACACUUGUACCUAUUGACCAUCCUAAUUACGGAUAUUUCCCGUACUUUGUAAAACUGCAUCGCUGUGGCGGAUCGUGUCAUAUAAUUCAACCCAGCAUCAAGAGUUGCGUAGCAACAGAAACUAAAAACGUAACAGUUGAUCUCUUCGACAUAACAAAAAAAAGCCAACGUACAAUUCAACUGGUCAACCAUACACAAUGUGGAUGUCAAUGUGUUGCUAAACCUAGUGACUGUACAUCGGAUCAAGUUUGGAAAGCAGAAGAGUGUAGCUGUGUGUGUAAAUACACUCAUAGGCCACCACCAACCUCAUGUCCUGAAGGUCAUCGAUGGGAUAGCGGUCAUUGUGAGUGUAGGUGUGAUAAACCGCCAAAGGUGUGCCCUGUUGGAAAGCAUUGGAGUCCACGGGCCUGUGGGUGUGUCUGUAGUAGUGACAUCGAAAGGUCAUGCCGAUCAAAAGGGAUGAUUACCGACGAUGAGUGUGAAUGUAAAGUCAUAGACCUAGAAGCAAAAAAAGGAGACGAGCCAAAAGAUGAGUUUAAGAUUAACAAACUGAUGCUUGUUUUGAUGAUCGGGGAAUUUGCUUUGAUGUUUUUCGUAUUUGAUGCUAUUCUAUACCAUAAGAAGGCUGGCUUGAUGCACAGUAUCGUAAAAAGAUGUAAAGGUCAAACAAAAGAUGAAGCAGAAGAACAAAAAAGCAAUAUUAGAAAUAGCUACGAAGUAUCUUCUGUAUCAACGAAGGAAGACUUCGUAGAAAACGUAUAAAGGGUAGCAAUACUAUCUCCGAUGUUAGUUUCCACUCAAAUACAGCAAGAAAGAAUAUAAAGACGUCUAUAGGUCUUGGUAAAGUCGCUUAAAAAAAGGAACCGUUUACCGCCAAGAAAUAAAACAAGACAAAUUUCAACAGUAAGACAGACGGGCGCCCGAGUCUGCGGGCGACCAUGACGAGGCUAAGAUUUUAAUAACUCGUGACGAUAAAGAAAGCGUUAUUUAUUUUGACCAGAUGAAAGAAAAUAGAUAGACAUUAUAUAUUGAGGUCAUUUUUAAUCAAAAAUAGAUUGUAAAUAUUCAGUUAAAUCAAGAUAUGAUGUACAUUUUUUUAUUCAA